ACAUCAUCAUCAUUAGAACUUUGCGAGCAAUUGCCAUCAUCAACCUCUAAAGAUUUAUGUUUGGUUUGUCAGGAUGUUUCAACGGGUUACCACUACGGAGUUCCGAGUUGUAAUGGAUGGUUGGUUUACCUCUGUUUUUAUUGUUUUUACCGUUUAAUUACUCAUUUCGCAUUGCUUCAUAAAAUUCUAAUCUCCAUUCAACAAAACCGCGAUCCUAUUGGAUACACGAAACGAACGCGACGUUAUCGACCCUUUAAAAACUCGCCAGCAUCCACUGAAUAUAGCUUGUAUCCACAAUACUCUUCUCCUUUGAACGGGAAUUCAAUCGAAAAACCUAACGAGGACAGAUUGUUGGACGAUUUGAGUGAAAUUGAAAAGAAAUGCACAGCGAUACGUAAUUCGAAAGUGGUCUUCGAGAGGAGUCUAAUCGACUUAAUUUUAUCACCAUGCACUCUUCAACAUUCAGCUUUUAUUGAAUCAUUGACCGAGCAUCGGCACAGUUACAGCAGCCUUCGACAAGCGACAUCUUACGAUUAUCAAUAUUGGCAUGAAAGAGACUGGAUUGUUAUGGUGGAAUGGGCAAAAGCUAUUCCAGUUUAUGAAGCACUUCCUGUACCCGAUAAGUUAGCAUUAUUACGCAAUUCGGCAAUAACAUUUCCUUCAUUACAACAGUGCUUUUAUUCACCAGAUCAAGGACUCGAUACUAUUGUGUUUCCAAAUGGUGCAUUUUAUGAUAGAACACCUGAACCGCAUAGGCCAUUUCUUUUUCAAAAGCGAAAGUAUCGAAUACUCGAUCAACUGCUGCGUCCAAUGAGGAAGCUGAAUUUGGAUGUGAGUGAAUUUUCGGCAUUCAAAGCGAUUUUCUUCCUCAAUCCAGACGCAGACGAUUUGAGUCCGAUAGUCAAAGAAGCGAUUUCGGAUUGUCGUUCUUCGAUUACGAAUGCCCUUUACAGGUACAUGGCACAACGGAAAGGUGUUGAGGAAGCUGCUGAUAGACUGAGUAGAUUAUUGUUGAUGGGUACAGUGCUGGCAACGAUGGCAGUUGAAAUGAAAGAAGCAAUUGUUAUGGCUGAUUUCUUCAACCAAGUUCAGUUUUCGUCAUUUGCAAAGCAAAUUUUUUUCGGCAUCCAAAAUGAAGAUAAUCAUUUCAAAUGA
This is a messenger RNA of Anisakis simplex (herring worm), 1155 nucleotides long. NCBI's taxonomy places the organism in Eukaryota, Metazoa, Nematoda, Chromadorea, Rhabditida, Anisakidae. The record is from the annotation of a GenBank genome assembly.